AUGACUAGGACGCCUAGGAGAGCUGGAAUUAGCUACAUUAGGAAUAAUAAUGGUUGUAGAGCCACAUUCUUCAAGCGGCGUGCUGGGCUUUACAAAGCUGCCGCUGACUUGUCCACCCUCACUGGCACAAGAAUUGCUAUCAUGCUACAAUCUGAGAAUGGAAAGAUGUCCUCUUUCGGCACUCCAUCGGCUAGUGCUAUCGCCAAUUCUUUCCUUUCAGGGGAUGCACAAGUAGAUCCAUUCGUCAACCAGGUACAAAAAGACAAAAUCACCCUUUUGCGGAAUGAGCUAUUCAUGGUGGAGAAAGAGAAAGCCAUGGAGGACAAGAGGACAAAGGAGAACACUGCACGAGUCAAAGAGCUUUGUGCGAUCUCAAGGAAGGUUAAGCUUGUCUAUAGCAAGGUAGAGGAUCUCAAUGUUGAGGAGCUCAGGCCGGGGGUGCACAUCAAUAGUAACAUCUUACAACCAUCCUCACAAUCCUCUCUGAUAUCUAUGCUACAACCACCACCUUCAUCAUUAGCGCAGAUUACGUUCUAUAAUGAACUUCCUCCUCCAUCAUUGUUGCAACAACCGCCAACUUUGUUGCCUCCAGAACCCGAGCUUCACCCAGCAACACAGCCUGAAAACCAUGCAAGCAUCGAAGACUUCACUGCUACUCACCCAUUUCCCAUUCAUCAAUGGCCUUCAUCUAUUCAAUCUGAUGGGCCAUAUUUUGAUGCUUGUAUGGAUUGA
This is a messenger RNA of Miscanthus lutarioriparius, 732 nucleotides long. The record is from the annotation of a GenBank genome assembly. NCBI's taxonomy places the organism in Eukaryota, Viridiplantae, Streptophyta, Magnoliopsida, Poales, Poaceae.